Ananas comosus (pineapple) is the source of this 2709-nucleotide messenger RNA. Its product is annotated as beta-galactosidase 7-like. Gene Ontology annotation, biological process: carbohydrate metabolic process. The record is from RefSeq and is a predicted model, not a curated record. Bases 26 to 2500 code for a protein of 824 amino acids. Gene Ontology annotation, cellular component: cell wall; vacuole. Gene Ontology annotation, molecular function: beta-galactosidase activity; carbohydrate binding. Lineage: Eukaryota; Viridiplantae; Streptophyta; Magnoliopsida; Poales; Bromeliaceae. The transcript has 19 exons.
GUGGUGGUGGUGUGGGAGGAGGGAGAUGGGGUCGAGGGCGGCGACGACGGCGACGGCGACGAUCGCGGCAGUCACGGUGGUGUGGGUGUCGUGGGCGGCGGUUGCUGCUGACGCAAGCGUCAGCAGAGGUGGCGGCGGUCGCGAGAGAGAAGAGGUUGAGUACGACGGAAGGGCUUUGAUAAUAGAGGGGGAGAGGAGGAUGCUCUUCUCCGGCUCUAUUCAUUACCCGCGCAGCACUCCUUCUAUGUGGCCAUCUCUCAUAACCAAAGCCAAGGAAGGUGGCUUAGAUGUGAUACAAACAUAUGUGUUCUGGAAUGUUCAUGAACCCAUCAUAGGACAGUAUAACUUUGAAGGGAGAUAUGAUCUUGUGAGAUUCAUCAAAGAAGUUCAUGCUCAGGGCCUUUAUGUUAGCUUGAGAAUCGGCCCUUUCGUCGAAUCGGAGUGGAAAUACGGAGGAUUCCCAUUUUGGUUGCACGAUGUUCCGGGCAUUACGUUUCGGUGCGAUAAUGAACCAUUUAAGUGGCACAUGGAAAGAUUCGUAACGAAAAUUGUCGACAUGAUGAAGUCGGAGGAGUUGUAUUACCCUCAAGGAGGCCCCAUCAUCAUUUCUCAGAUCGAAAACGAGUACCAAAUGGUCGAGCCUGCGUUCCAUCAACGCGGGCCGCCUUACGUUCGUUGGGCAGCAUCGAUGGCCGUCGCCCUUCAAACCGGCGUUCCCUGGAUGAUGUGCAAACAAAACGACGCUCCCGACCCAGUUAUUAAUUCCUGCAAUGGAUUGAUAUGUGGAGAAACAUUUGUAGGGCCAAAUUCGCCAAAUAAGCCAUCAUUAUGGACGGAGAACUGGACAACUAAAUAUCUAGUUUAUGGUAAGGAGGCGAAGUUCAGAUCAGCAGAAGAUAUUGCAUUUGCUACUGCACUCUUUAUAGCGAAAAAGAACGGAAGUUUUGUGAACUACUACAUGUACCAUGGAGGAACGAAUUUUGGGAGAUCCGCCUCUUCCUUCGUCACAACAGGCUACUAUGAUCAUGCUCCUCUUGAUGAAUACGGUCUUAUAUGGCAACCUACAUGGGCUCAUCUCGGAAAAUUACAUGCUGCAAUAAAGCUAUCUUCUGAGCCAUUACUUUGGGGAACAUAUACUAACCAAUCAUUUAGCCAAUUCCAAGAGGCACAUAUUUUUCAAACGAAUUCGGGAAAGUGCAUUGCCUUCCUGGUAAAUUUCAACAAGCAUCAAAUUGCAGCAAUCAAAUUUCGCAAUACGACUUUCGAAUUGCCCGCCAAAUCGAUCAGUGUGCUAUUAAACUGCAGAAAUGAGACCUUCAAUACUGCAAAGGUGACUGCUCAAAAUGGUACAAGAUCAGCAAAGAUAGUGGAUCAUCUGAAAAAUGCAGAGAGAUGGAAAGUAUUCAGCGAAGAAAUCGCGAGCAUCAGAAAUGCGGAAUUUACUACUAAUCAACUCCUUGAACAAAUGUCCACAACAAAAGAUGCAACAGAUUAUCUCUGGUACUCUGUUAGCUACAAUCAUACGCCAUUUUCCGGUCAAGAGUUGCUUCAGGUUGAGUCGAGGGCGCACGUCUUGCAUGCUUUCGUCAACAAUGAAUUUGUAGGGAGUGUGCAUGGGAGUCAUCAUGGACCACCACUCAUUGUUCUUGACACACCCAUUCCUCUAGUCCAAGGACAGAACAACAUCUCAUUGCUGAGUGUCAUGGUUGGUUCGCCGGAUUCAGGGGCUUAUCUCGAAAGAAGAUUCGCGGGUCUCCGGUCGGUAAGCAUUCGACAGAGAGCAGCUGCAUCUCAGAAUCUUAAUAAUCAUCAAUGGGCAUACCAAGUAGGAUUAGUCGGAGAGAAGGAACAAAUUUACUCUGACAAAGGAUCAGAGAAUGCGGAGUGGCGAUCGAUUAAGAACUCUACUAAUAAACCCCUUAUGUGGUACAAGACCACAUUCGACGCUCCGCAUGGCGACGAUCCUGUCGCGCUAAACCUUUCUAGUAUGGGAAAAGGCGAAGUGUGGAUCAAUGGAGAAAGCAUUGGAAGAUACUGGGUCUCCUUCAAAGCAUCCAAUGGACAACCUUCUCAAUCUCUGUACCAUGUUCCGCGGUCAUUUUUGAAGGAUAAACAAAACCUUUUGAUCCUCUUUGAGGAAAUAGGCGGCGACCCUGUUGAAAUCACGGUGAAUACAAUGUCGGUUACGCGAGUUUGUAGUCGAGUGAGUGAGACUAGUACACCAUCAGUAUUCUCAAAGAGUAAGCAACCAAGUGUUCAUCUUCAUUGCCAAGAAGGUAAAAGAAUAGAGGCUAUUGAGUUUGCGAGCUAUGGAAACUCUUUUGGGGAUUGCGAAGGUCACGGCGUAGGAAGUUGCCACUCAAAUUCAUCAAAAUCUGUCGUCGAGAAGGCUUGUGUAGGCAAAUUCAGCUGUUCAAUCUCUGUAACAUCCUCGAUGUUCGGAGGCGAUCCAUGCCCUGGAACAGAGAAAUCUCUUUUUGUUGUAGCAAGUUGCAGUUGAUCUGCACCCCUGGAUAAGUAAGUUCAUCUAAAGAAGAUCACUCGGAAACAGCAGGAGAAGCAGUGUACUGAGAUAAUAAGAGUGCAGUUCAUAAAUAGUGUGGUGUUAAAGUUUGUGAAAGCUCAAAGAGGUAACUAAAAAAAGAGGGUUUCAGAUCAAAGAAACUGUUGUAAUUUGCAAAUUAAAUGGCCAAGUUUCUCAUUAUGUAA